This is a messenger RNA of Epinephelus moara (kelp grouper), 1687 nucleotides long. RefSeq names its product potassium voltage-gated channel, shaker-related subfamily, member 7 (gene kcna7). Gene Ontology annotation, molecular function: delayed rectifier potassium channel activity; protein binding. The transcript has 2 exons. The record is from RefSeq and is a predicted model, not a curated record. Gene Ontology annotation, cellular component: voltage-gated potassium channel complex; membrane. NCBI's taxonomy places the organism in Eukaryota, Metazoa, Chordata, Actinopteri, Perciformes, Serranidae. Gene Ontology annotation, biological process: protein homooligomerization; potassium ion transmembrane transport. The coding region runs from base 19 to 1635 and encodes 538 amino acids.
AGAAAUAGAGCCUAAGUGAUGGAUAAUCAAGACAAGGGAGGAGGUAAAGGAGGAGGAGGAGGAGGGCAGACAAAAGACAAACAGAAAGCUGAGGAUGUCGACGAUGUAGAAAAAAAGACUAAAGACAAGCAAAACAAGUUGGAGAAGGAGAGCAAUGGAGAGGUAAAGAAACACAACCGUCGUCACAUGAGGAACGGCUGGGCUGUGAAGGAACGUCUGGUCAUCAACGUGUCGGGGAUGCGUUAUGAGACCCAGCUCCGCACCCUCGCCCAGUUCCCGGACUCCCUGCUGGGUGACCCCCUGCGUCGCAGUCGCUACUUUGACCCUACACGGAAUGAACUCUUCCUGGAUAGAAGCCGUGUCUGCUUCGACGCCAUCCUGUACUUCUACCAGUCAGGCGGGAGGCUACGGAGGCCUGCCAACGUCCCUCUGGACAUGUUCCUGGAGGAGCUGCGCUUCUAUGAGCUCGGAGAAGAGAUCAUCGACCACUACAAAGCGGAUGAAGGAUUCCCCAAAGAGGAGGAGAGGCCCUUACCCACCAAUGAAUUGCAGCGUCGCCUCUGGAUGCUGUUUGAGUAUCCGGAGUCCUCCAGUGGAGCUCGGAUCAUCGCCAUCAUCAGUGUCAUGGUCAUUGUGAUCUCCAUUCUUAUCUUCUGCCUGGAGACUCUGCCUGAGUUCAGGUUGGAGAAGGAACAGAGGGAGCAAUCCGCCACCAUACCUCACCCCACUAUAGCCAACGAAACCAUCUCGGUCCCACCUGGCAUGACUACCUUCCAGGAUCCCUUCUUCAUCGUAGAGACGGUCUGCAUCAUCUGGUUCUCCUUUGAGCUCAUCGUGCGCUUCACCUGUGCUCCGAGCAAGGUGCACUUUUUCAAAGACGUCAUGAACACCAUCGACUUCUUCGCCAUCAUUCCCUAUUUUGUCACCCUGGGCACGGAGCUGACCAAGGACAAAGAUGCGCAGCCGUCCGUGUCUCUGGCACUCAUCAGGGUCAUCAGGCUGGUGAGGGUCUUCAGGAUCUUCAAGCUCUCUCGUCACUCCAAGGGCCUCCAGAUCCUGGGCCAGACGCUGAAGGCCAGCCUCAGAGAGCUGGCCCUGCUCAUCUUCUUCCUCUUCAUUGGAGUCAUACUCUUUUCUAGUGCCGUCUACUUUGCAGAGGUGGACAGUCCUAACACGUCGUUCACCAGCAUCCCUGAGGCAUUCUGGUGGGCUGUGGUAUCCAUGACAACAGUCGGCUAUGGGGACAUGUACCCGGAGACGGUCGGGGGGAAGCUGGUGGGCUCCAUGUGCGCCAUCGCCGGCGUGCUCACCAUUUCUCUGCCCGUGCCUGUCAUUGUGUCCAACUUCAGCUAUUUCUACCACCGUGAGAUGGAGUGUGAGGACACGACAGAGUACAACCACGUCGCCACAUCGCUCUGGGACAAAGAGGACGAUGAAGAGGGGGAAGAUGAGGAAGGAGAUGACGAGGGGCAUGAACACAUGGGAGAUUAUGUGCCCUUGUAUGGGCAGGACAGCAGGGGUAUCUGCCCACCGCUCAAUGGGACUAUCCUGGCAGGGCUUUGUGCCGGACAGGAAGCUGGUCAUCAGAGAGGGAUAAACUUUUACCUCAAAGAACCUCUGGUCACUCAGGUUUGACAGAGAGCAGGGCAGACAUUUAAUGCUGCCUCACUUCAAGAAGAAGAGAGUG